Messenger RNA from Trichophyton benhamiae CBS 112371, 192 nucleotides. RefSeq lists its product as uncharacterized. The coding region runs from base 1 to 192 and encodes 63 amino acids. Gene Ontology annotation, cellular component: membrane. The record is from RefSeq and is a predicted model, not a curated record. The transcript has a single exon. Gene Ontology annotation, molecular function: oxidoreductase activity, acting on the CH-CH group of donors, NAD or NADP as acceptor. Gene Ontology annotation, biological process: sterol biosynthetic process. NCBI's taxonomy places the organism in Eukaryota, Fungi, Ascomycota, Eurotiomycetes, Onygenales, Arthrodermataceae.
AUGGCCAACUUGAUUAAACGGAAUACCUUUCCCCGAGUGCCAUGGCGAACCCUUGGGAACCCUAGGACUAUCCCAACAGAUACUGGUGAUCAAAUACUCACCGAUGACUGGUUUGCUAUCAUCUGGAAACCAAAUUAUGUCCCUUAUAUGUUCUUCUCCAUGGCAUGGGGUUUGAUCACUGGUUUUAAGUAA